Cavia porcellus (domestic guinea pig) is the source of this 2323-nucleotide messenger RNA. It is a transcript of the gene Chst8, whose product is annotated as carbohydrate sulfotransferase 8. Bases 619 to 1893 code for a protein of 424 amino acids. Gene Ontology annotation, molecular function: sulfotransferase activity. The transcript has 4 exons. The record is from RefSeq and is a predicted model, not a curated record. Gene Ontology annotation, cellular component: membrane. Lineage: Eukaryota; Metazoa; Chordata; Mammalia; Rodentia; Caviidae. Gene Ontology annotation, biological process: proteoglycan biosynthetic process; carbohydrate biosynthetic process.
CCUCCGGGACGGCGGGAGCCGCAGAGAGUGCGUGGGCGCGGCGCCUGUAAGCUCCUGGGGAUGUCGAGCGAUCACUAGAGAGAUCCCCUCCCGGCCAGGCCACCACAGUCUUCGCCACCGCCGUGAGGCGGGGCCCGGGCCGGGGGCGGGGCGCCGGGCAGGCGCGGCGCUAUUUCCAGCCCUGCGGGAGGCUUCGCUCGCACUUCGCUGGGAGCCUUCCCGGCGCGUGAGGCGAAUCCGGCAUCGCUGCGGGAAGGAGAGAGGACCAGGCGGUGGAGGCGGGGGACGAGCCGGGGCGAAGGCCAGGAGGAGCGUGGCUCCGCGCCCUCUCCCUUUCCAGUGCGCUCGGGGCCCCGGCCCCAAACCGCUCGACCGCACCGGGUUCCGCAAGAAACGAGCGAAGGCGCCGGGCAGGAGCCGGGGUGGAGGACCUGCCUGCCGCCCGGGCGCCCCGAGCGCAGGGUUCGCCUGCCGCGGAGGAUCGCUGCCGGACCAGAAGAUCACUUGGCUUCCCGAGCGCCGCCUGCGCCAGCUUGCACCCUGAUGGAUGCCUGGUGUGGACAAUGAGGGAAGAACGCAUUUCUCACACCAGAGAGGUAACUUUGGAGUACACCCUGGAUGACCCUGCGACCUGGAACAAUGCGGCUGGCUUGCAUGUUUUCAUCCAUCCUGCUGUUUGGAGCUGCAGGCCUCCUCCUCUUUAUCAGUCUGCAGGACCCCACAGAGCUCGCGCCCCAACACAUGCCAGGAAUAAAGUUCAACAUCAGGCCACAGAAACCCCACAAGGACCUCCAACCAGGUAGUUCCCAUGAUGGUGACGUGAAAGUAUCCACAGAGAGAGUCACACAAGAUUUGUCCAGCCGGACCCCAAGAGACCUCAAACUGCAGGUCCCUGACCAGCCUCAACUGUAUCCAAAGACUGGGGCCCGACUGCGACCCCGGCAGCGACGGCGGAGGCUGCUAAUCAAAAAGAUGCCAGCUGCAGUGGCCAUCGUGGCCAACAGCUCUUCUGAGACCCUUGCCCCUCCAGGACACCAGGCCCCGGACAGCCACUGGGUCAAGCUGCACCGCAGUCAGCAGGAGCGAAAGCAGGUGAUGCGGGAAGCCUGCGCCAAGUACCGGGCAAGCAGCAGCCGCAGGCCAGUCACGCCCCGACACGUGUCGCGCAUCUUUGUGGAGGACCGACACCGUGUGCUCUACUGCGAGGUGCCCAAGGUGGGCUGCUCCAACUGGAAGCGGGUGCUCAUGGUGCUGGCCGGGCUGGCCUCGUCCACCGCGGAUAUCCAGCACAACACGGUCCACUACAGCAGCGCCCUUAAGCGCCUGGACACCUUUAAUCGCCAGGGCAUCCUGCACCGCCUGGGCACUUACACCAAGAUGCUCUUCGUGCGCGAGCCCUUCGAGAGGCUGGUCUCGGCUUUCCGUGACAAGUUCGAGCACCCAAACAGCUACUACCACCCGGUCUUUGGCAAGGCCAUCCUGGCCCGGUACCGGGCGAACGCCUCACGGGAGGCGCUGCGGACGGGCUCUGGUGUGCGCUUCCCCGAAUUCAUCCAGUAUCUUCUGGAUGUACACCGGCCCGUCGGCAUGGACAUCCACUGGGACCAUGUCAGCCGGCUGUGUAGCCCCUGCCUCAUCGACUAUGACUUUGUGGGCAAGUUUGAGAGCAUGGAGGAUGACGCCAACUUCUUCCUGAGCCUCAUCCGAGCACCUCACAACCUGACCUUCCCGCGGUUCAAAGACCGACACUCACAGGAGGCGCGCACGACCUCGAGGAUCACCCACCAGUACUUCGCACAGCUCUCAGCCCUGCAGCGGCAGCGCACCUACGACUUCUACUAUAUGGACUACCUGAUGUUCAACUACUCCAAGCCCUUUGCAGACCUGUACUGAGUGAGGGACAGGGCUCGCUGGCCAGGACGGCCGCCUGCCCCAUCACCUGUGUGCAGGACCACCUGUCCUUCCAGCACUCUGCAUCCAGAGCUGAGACGUGCCCAGGGCAGAGCUCUGAGGAUGUGGGGAGCUGUGGCUGUGGGACACAGCAGGCUCUGAGUGGGGGACAGUAGCCUUAGAUGGGGACCUUGGCCAUUGUCCCUACCCACUUCCUCACUCAUCGGCCAAGGGAAGUGUGAGGACUUGGCUGUUUCAGGAGCUCAGCUAAGAGCUAUGAUGACCAGGGAAGCCUGAGGCCCUAAGGACAGGGGCCCCAGCAGUAAGGGAUGUCCUGCAGUCCCUUAGCCUUUGCCUUGUACAAACCACGCGGUUUGCAGCUUUUCUAUGACCUGGGGGGAGGUUCUGAAUAAAGCACUUGGUUUUCAGAGCA